Messenger RNA from Trichoplusia ni (cabbage looper), 460 nucleotides. RefSeq lists its product as uncharacterized. The transcript is spliced from 2 exons. The coding region runs from base 39 to 368 and encodes 109 amino acids. Lineage: Eukaryota; Metazoa; Arthropoda; Insecta; Lepidoptera; Noctuidae. The record is from RefSeq and is a predicted model, not a curated record.
ACCUCACCAUAACAGUUGCCUUUGAAGACCUAUCGAAAAUGUCUCUUAAAAUCAAUAUAUUUGUGAUCUGUGUGUUGUGUGUGGCUUUGUACAGUGCCACGGAUCUGAAUAUAGGAAUAAUUAACGGACAGUUGGGGUACCAGGAGCAAGUCAAGCUCAGCAGUAUACCGCUAACAGUGAGAGUGAAGAACGUAUUCUACACUUCCAAUAACACGAAAGUUAUAAAGGGUAUAUCAGCUGUGGAUCUGGCUAAUACUAAGGCCAAAGUGAAGAUCACAGCGGGCGGCGUCAACUUCUCAUUUGUAAACGUCUUACUCAAUAGCGAGCGAGGCGAAAGCCUUAACUAUUUGGUUCAGAUAUAUGUGUAAUAGUCUUGUCACCUUUUUAUAUCCUAUUUUAUAAUUUUAGAAGUCAUAUAAGCUAUGGCAUCUUAUUUUCAGAAAUAAAUGAAUUAAUCAUA